UGAGUUUAGCAACAUCACCCUCACUUUACAUACUAAUCACAUUUCUAUUAUUCAUUACCUUGCUCCAUGUUACAACACUCCACACUACUGCAACCGCCCCUAGUAUUUCCUCAGGUGGAAACAUGACUGAUCACCUUGCGCUGCUCGCUUUCAAAUCAUCGAUCACUAAUGACCCUCAAGGGGUCUUCAGAUCUUGGAACAAGUCCUUCCAUUUCUGCGAGUGGGAAGGUGUUGGAUGUGAUCUCCGACACGGAAGAGUCACAAUUUUAGACCUCGGAUCAAAAGGCCUAGUGGGUUCCCUGUCUCCUCAUGUCGGAAACAUGAGCUUUCUUCACGUGCUGAGGCUCGAAAACAACACCUUUCUAGGCGCGAUCCCUCCUCAACUCGGCCGACUCAACAGGUUGCAGAGAUUAUAUCUGAGCUCCAGCAACUUUGAAGGAGAAAUUCCCGCCAACCUAUCUCACUGCUCCAACCUCACACACCUUCUUGUAAGUGAUAAUAAGCUAGUUGGAAAAUUUCCGAACGAGCUUUGCUUCUUCACCAAGCUCAAAGUUCUUUACAUUCACAGGAACAAUUUAACGGGAGGGAUCCCUCGUUCCAUUGGGAAUCUUACUUCUCUGGAAAUGCUAUCGGCUGCUAUAAAUCAUAUUGGAGGUAGUGUACCAGAUGUCUUGGGUCAGAUGAAAAACCUAACAACAAUCGGAUUUGCUGGCAAUGGACUCUCCGGUACACUACCUCCUUCCAUUUUUAAUCUCUCCAUGCUUACUAAUCUGUCUUUUGCUGUCAACCAACUACACGGUAGUCUUCCACCGAGUUUGGGUAUCAUGCUCCCUCAUCUUCAACUGUUUCAAAUAUGGGGUAACCAAUUUACCGGAACCCUUCCAUUCUCAAUAUCCAAUUGUUCAGCACUGCAAACCCUAGAAAUGCAACGAAAUAAUUUCAGUGGGAAAAUAGGAAUUAAUUUUGGAGGUCUUCCGGAUCUCGUGACAGUUAGACUGCACACGAAUAAUUUAGGAAGUGGAGAGCCAGAUGAAAUGAGCUUCAUUAGUUCCAUGACCAACUGUAGCAAUUUGAAAACAUUAGUUCUACUUCUUAACCAACUGAGAGGGUUUUUACCCAAUUCUGUGGGUAAUCUCUCGAGCCAGCUUGUUACUUUAGCGCUUGGUGGAAAUCUCCUCUACGGAAAACUCCCUUCAACAAUAGGUAAUCUUGUCAACUUAACGUUGUUAGGUCUAGAUAUCAAUCAAUUCGUGGGCACAAUUCCUACGGAAAUCGGUAAUCUUCAAAAUUUACAAGUGUUCGCUCUUGACAGAAACAACUUAUCCGGGAAAAUCCCAGAUUCUAUUGGAAACAUUUCAUUGUUGAUUCAACUUUUCUUGGGGAAUAACAGAUUAGAGGGCAACAUACCCCCAAGUCUUGGAAGCUGCAAGAAAUUGUUGUUGCUAGAUCUUUCUCGCAAUAAUCUUAAUGGCACCAUACCUAAAGAACUCUUGAGAGUUUCUGCUCUAUCAAUUUCACUUAAUGUUGGUCAUAAUCAUUUGUCCGGAUCCCUUCCUUCAGAUGUUGGGAGUCUAAAAAAUUUAGUGGAAUUGGAUAUAUCCGAGAAUGAGUUGUCUGGUGAACUUCCGAGUGGCCUUGGAAGCUGUAAUAGCUUGGAAAACCUCCACAUAGAGGGGAAUUUCUUCAAUGGAUCUAUUCCUAGAUCAUUGAGUUCCUUGAGAGGAAUUCAAUAUUUUGAUCUCUCUCGCAAUAAUUUCUCCGGACAAGUUCCAAGUUUCUUGGUGAAUUUUUCCUUGAUGAAUCUUAACAUUUCAUAUAACGAUUUUGAAGGUGAGGUACCGAUGGAAGGAGUUUUUCGAAAUACUAGUGCUAUAUCAGUUGUCGGGAAUAGUAAGCUUUGUGGGGGCAUACCUGAACUUCAACUACCCAAAUGCAACUUCAAAGAAUCGAAGAAACGGAAAAUGUCUCUUGCACUCGUGACAGUAAUCUCGGUAGUGUGCACAGUACUGUGUGUAAUGAUGGUGCUGUGUUUCUUAUUUUGUAUUUGGCUCAAGAAGAAAAGAAAGGGUCAACAUUCUGAAUCACUCUCGAAUGAAUUGUUCUUGAAGGUGUCUUACCAAUGGCUUCUCAAAGCAACUGACGGGUUUUCUUCAGCAAAUUUGAUUGGUGUGGGGAGCUAUAGUUCUGUCUAUAAAGGAAUUCUUGAUGAAGAAGAUGAGACAUCUGUUGUUGCCGUCAAAGUCUUAAACCUCCAACGUCGAGGAGCUUCCAAAAGUUUCAUGACGGAGUGCAAGGCCUUGAGAAAUGUUCGGCAUAGGAAUCUGGUAAAGGUCAUAACUUCUUGUUCGAGUGUUGAUUUUCACGGUAAUGAUUUCAAGGCUCUGGUUUACGAGUUCAUGCCCAAUGGAAGCCUAGAGAGGUGGUUGAAUCCGGAUCCGGGAACAGAAAAUAGACAGAAUAUUGAGAUUCAAAGCCUAAACGUGCUUCAAUUCAGAGUAAACAUUGCGAUUGAUGUGGCUUGUGCACUAGAAUAUCUUCACCAUCACUGUCAAACGCCAAUUGUUCACUGUGAUUUAAAGCCAAGUAAUGUACUUCUUGAUGAAGACAUGGUUGCUCAUGUAGGAGAUUUUGGGGUAGCAAGGUUUCUUCAAGUACUCUUAGAUCCAAAACAAAGCAAUUCAGUUGGAAUAAAAGGAACUAUUGGCUAUGUGGCUCCAGAGUACGGCAUGUCGAGCGAGGUGUCAAUAAAAGGAGAUGUGUAUAGCUACGGAAUCUUGGUAUUGGAGAUGAUGACCGGAAAGAGGCCCACUGACACUGUGUUCGUCGAUGGCCUUAAUCUCCAUAACUUUGCUAAGACGGCCUUGCCUGAUCGCGUUACAGAGAUUGUACAUCCAAUGCUCAUGAAGACUAAAGAAGAGGAGGAAACAACUGUGCCCAAAAAAAUUCAGGUUCCGAAAGAUUCAAGAAAUGACAUCAGAAAAGAAUGUAUCCUAUCCUUGAUUAGGAUUGGAGUUGCAUGCUCUAUGGAAGAUCCACAAGAUCGAAUGGAUAUAACCAAUGUCCUUCACCAGCUAAAUCUGGUGAGGGACAAUCUUGGAGGAAAUUGAAACUAAAAUGUCUUUUUUCAUUCUUAUUCCCCAUGAAGUCUUUUUAUUUUCAAAUUUGUGUGUGUACGUAUGCGUGUGUUAAAUGCAUGUAUAGAGAAUGUUGUUCCAUCAAUUAAUGAGAUCAAAUUUGAAAAAAUCACGGAUCAAUAUUUAUGCUUUUUGCG
Messenger RNA from Cornus florida, 3271 nucleotides. RefSeq names its product putative receptor-like protein kinase At3g47110. Gene Ontology annotation, biological process: protein phosphorylation. Gene Ontology annotation, molecular function: protein kinase activity; protein binding; ATP binding. The record is from RefSeq and is a predicted model, not a curated record. Lineage: Eukaryota; Viridiplantae; Streptophyta; Magnoliopsida; Cornales; Cornaceae. The transcript is spliced from 2 exons. Bases 123 to 3107 code for a protein of 994 amino acids.